Molecule: messenger RNA, 3384 nt
Organism: Colletotrichum destructivum
Lineage: Eukaryota; Fungi; Ascomycota; Sordariomycetes; Glomerellales; Glomerellaceae
Product: Putative large ribosomal subunit protein bL9/RNase H1
Exons: 8
Coding region: 102-2729 (875 amino acids)
Biological process (GO): DNA repair; telomere maintenance
Molecular function (GO): ATP hydrolysis activity; DNA helicase activity
Source: RefSeq, a predicted model, not a curated record
CCCCUCCCCCCUACCCCCCUUCUAUCCACAGGUACUGUACGGAGUACAGCUGUUUGAUCCCGCCGACCUUCCGACUUCCUUGUGGUGCGACAUUCGCAACCAUGAUGGCCGCAAAUAUCCCAAUCACGCCCGACAAACGCGGCCACACACCGACACCGGAUUCGAUGCGCCAACGACGCGCGCCCGAGCCCGAGCCCGAAUACAUCAGCCUCGUAUCUGGCGAUGAAGAGGAGCAUACCAGUCCCAAUCACCGCGCAGCGCUGCACAACGGGUCGUGUUCGGCAAGCUUCUCACAAGACACCCCAUCAUCGUCUGCCGCCCACGAGGCUGAUCGGGUCGGCGACCGAGUCGACAAGUUGAUGGCGGAUUACACGCGAAACAUACCUCGUCAACUAUACGGCAAGAAGGCAAAGUACUACGUGGUCUGGAAAGGCCACCAGUGCGGCAUAUUCCUAGACUGGGAUACGUGUCGGGCACAGGUCACUGGCUUCAAGGGCAACAAAUACCAGUCCACCAAGACCUACGAAGAUGCUGUCGCCAUUCUGCGCCAAGGGCUCUCCGAACGGUUGGAGGAGUCGCACGAGGCUCUGCGUCACCGCAUGCGCGACGAAAUGACCUACGAACCGCCUAGAGCACCGUCCUCCGAAAUGCGUAAUGAAGUGCGCAACGAACUGCCCUACCAACCGCCCAAAGAAAUGCGCAACGAACCGCGUAACGAAACGAGGAUCGAGAUACUCACGCCGGAGCCGUCCCGCCACGCGCAAGAUCUUCUCCCCCCGCCACCUGAACUCACACCUCCCGCGACCAACGCCGCCAUUGCAGCGCCGCCGACGCCGACUACCAGCCCGGAGGCUGGGAGGGUGGAACUGCCCCGGGAACCCGUUCUCUGCAAGGAACAGCAAGACGCCUUGGAUCUUGCCGUCCAAGGGCGCAACCUCUUCAUCACUGGGUCGGGCGGUUGCGGCAAAUCGGUCCUCGUCAAGGCCAUUCACAAAAAGCUCUUGGCCAUGAACAAGGUCGUCCACCUCCUCGCACCCACGGGCCAGGCUGCUCUCAACAUCGGAGGUAGGACGAUCUUCAGUUACGCCGCCUGGGUACCUGAAUACAUGCGAAAGUCACUCGAGGAUUUUAUCAAAGCGUCGCGUCGUAAACGCACCUGGGAGCGGCUCAUAAAGACCCAGGUCCUCAUUAUCGACGAGAUCAGCAUGGUCGAAAAUCAGGUCUUCGAACGCCUUAGCAGAAUCAUGACCCGCAUUAGGUAUGACGCAGAGCGAUCGACCCCUGGAUUUUGUCCGCCGGCCCAAUCUUUGGCGCCUUUUGGAGGCGUGCAGAUUAUUGUUGUCGGCGACUUUUGUCAAUUGCCCCCAGUGAAGCCGUUUGGGAACUGCUUGGCUUGUGGCACACCGAUGGUCCGCACAGGGACCUCAACGACGGGCAUCUGGUACACUUGUCCUAAAGACGACGAGCACGGCGUCUUCCGGGAGGAGGACAAGUGGGCAUUCAAGGCCCCGGAAUGGGAGGAGUGCAAAUUCAUAUACGUGCAGCUGACCAAGAUCCAUCGGCAGCAGGAUGAAGAGUUUGUCAGGAUUCUUCAGAAGUGCCGGCUGGGCGAGGACCUUGAGGCGGCCGACAGGAGACUCCUCCUCCGACACCCGAGCGAGGUCGAGAAUGGAACUCGGCUAUACAGCCAUCGGACUUAUGUCGACGAGCACAACAAAGAGGAAUUUGCAAAGCUCAAAGGCAGGGUGCGAGAGUACUGGGCUCUUGACCAGUUCCGCUCCCGCUACGGCUACGGAUCUGACGAAGGAGCACAUGGCGAAAUUGAGGAUGUGGGCGACCCGUCUAGGGACGCGAUCGCUGAAGAAGAACUUGAAAAGCACACGAUAUAUGACGAUCCUACAGGUCGAGCGCCGACUUCACGGAAACAGUUGGUGUCUCUUGGAGAUCACCGCUACCAUCACUGCUUGGCGCUCAAGCUUCGCAUGCCUGUCAUCUUGCUCUCCAAUAUCAACUUGGAGGCAGGACUAUGUAACGGUAGCCAGGGCGUCAUUUGCGGAUUUGUGCCGGCCUCCGGGCCGAAAAGUUUGACAGAGCCACAGAAGAGCGACUACAAAUUAGAUGAAGACGCAUACCAGGCCGCCCUGGAAAAAUACAAAAGGUCAUUGACGGCACCCCGGUUAGAGACUUUUGGAGAGCCACAGAGGAAAAACUACGAAGAUGACGAAGAUGGCUUCCAAUCCGCCAAGCAGAGAUAUGAUCAGAAUCAGGUCUACCUGGAAAACAACGGACGCGAACUCCUUCUCCCCGAGGUCAGGUUCGCCAACGGCCUGCGCCGCGUCAUCGGUCCAGACACCACCGUCAACUGGGUCGGCACGAAGUCCCCCUACAGUUUCCUGUCGCGGACGCAGAUCCCCCUGGUUCCGGGCUGGGCCUUGACCAUCCACAAGAGCCAGAGCCUGUCCCUGGACCGCGUCAUCGUCAAGCUAGCCGCCGUCUUCGAGAAGGGGCAGGCCUACGUGGCGCUGAGCCGAGCGCGGUCUCUCCGGGGCCUCAGGAUAGAUGAAACCAACGAGGCGGAGCUGGUGAAGGGCCUCCAACUCGAUGCGGAGGUGAGGAGGUUCUUGCAGGCGUUCAACGAUAGGAUCGCGUUGCAAGACUCGGUCGCGAGCACAACGUCGAUUGUCCGUGAACUCUCGCCGGACUUGCCGGGAUCGCCGGAGACGUUUUGAUUGAUUGAUGGAUGGAGCAUGUGUUGGGUUCUGGAUACGGAGGCGUCGGGGGUUGCACGGUUGUGAUGAGCGGAUAUUGCCUUGUGGGAGACCGAUGAACGAUUCAACCUAUAUCUCGACCGAGAUUGCGUGGACAGGGGAACCUCUAUCCUAACCCUGUCGAUAUGAUUUGUACCAUAUAUCUUAUACCAGUACAAACUAACUAUAAGAGCUACUCAGAGUCGUAAAGAAGUCGCAAAGCAGUUGCUUGAAGCGGAAGCAAUGUGCUUUGACUCAAUGAGAUUCAUGUAACACAGCUGCGCGCCUGUGAGUUGCUUUUGUAUAUCCACGCUCAGCUCAACUUUUGUACAGAGUUCAACAUGGUGGGUUGUGCUUAUGCAAACGGCGAGCCACAUGACCCAAUGUCUCGGGAGGCAAUUCCCACGAUGCGGUUCGAUGCAUACGUCGACACUGGACCUAUUCCGACUUGCCCAGCCCGGCCACCACGCGCCCAUAGUCGUCCGCUGCCCUGCCCUCCCUCAGCAUGAAAACCUGCGUCACGGUCCCGCCACCCGGCGCCGUGAUCUCCAGCCGAUCGACCGUGCGGAAGCCGUACCGCUCGUAGACGGGCCGGGCCGCCGGGACGGCCUCGAGGAAGGCCAGCAGGCCGUCCUCG